AUGUUACUCAACUUCCUCUUGUUGUUCCCCCUCUCUUUCGCCCUCGUGGCGCCAGAGUACGGCUCCUACAAGAACCCACACCCAAGACCACUCCACAAGUGUGACAACAACGAUAUCGCCAUGUUGGCGGCUUGCAGUAACCAAGUGCUUGCUCAGUUGGACGACUGUAAGGCGAACGACUUGGCAUGUGAGUGUUGUGCGCUUCAGUCGAUGGAUCCUAAGUGCCAUAACCUUUGUCCUGGGAACCCUUCAGCUAACUUCCUUUCGGUCUUGGUGAAUGAUUGUGCUCCAUUGAACGAUAUCAAUGCGUGUAAUCUUCCAUUUAAGAAGACCGACGGCGACGGGAGACCGCAGAAGGUGAUGGUGACUGAGCCAGAUAACACUAUCUUGGUGAAGUCACAGCUUCUGAAACCAGGAAAGGUGAUGCAGUCGUCCAAGGGUAAUACUGUUUAUUCGAUGUAUUCAGAGUCUGAUCUGGAUACCGAAGAGGAUCUUUUCGAGAGCGACGACGACUCUGAGACGCCCUGGAAUGCAACUACACGCCCAGUGCUUACCUUGAUCCGAAACCAUUCAAACCUCUCCAGUCUAUACUAA
This is a messenger RNA of Candidozyma haemuli, 594 nucleotides long. RefSeq names its product Pga43p (gene PGA43). The coding region runs from base 1 to 594 and encodes 197 amino acids. The record is from RefSeq and is a predicted model, not a curated record. The transcript has 2 exons. Lineage: Eukaryota; Fungi; Ascomycota; Pichiomycetes; Serinales; Metschnikowiaceae.